This is a messenger RNA of Coffea eugenioides, 2576 nucleotides long. Its product is annotated as protein KRI1 homolog. The record is from RefSeq and is a predicted model, not a curated record. Lineage: Eukaryota; Viridiplantae; Streptophyta; Magnoliopsida; Gentianales; Rubiaceae. The transcript has 2 exons. Gene Ontology annotation, cellular component: 90S preribosome; nucleolus. Gene Ontology annotation, biological process: endonucleolytic cleavage in ITS1 to separate SSU-rRNA from 5.8S rRNA and LSU-rRNA from tricistronic rRNA transcript (SSU-rRNA, 5.8S rRNA, LSU-rRNA). The coding region runs from base 75 to 2099 and encodes 674 amino acids.
UUCCCAAAACCCUAAUUCAUAAGCACCAGCAGCUGACAUUCAGAAAUCAAACCCCUAAUAUUCCGAGGGAACAAAUGGGGUUGAAAUUAUUCGACAGCGACAGCUCCAGCGAGGACGAUGAGAAGCUAAACAGAAUCGAAAUCAACCAGGAGUUCGCCCGGCGUUAUGAGCAUAAUAAGAAGCGGGAGGAUUUGCAGCGACUCGAGGAGCUCAAGAAGAAAGGGGUCAUUGAUUCGGAGUCAGAUUCCGAAGAGUCUUCAUCUGAACAAGAGGAGGAGGAGGAGAAUGCUAACCUGAGUAAGAAAAAAGAUUUAGAAUUUUUUGAUGCUUUAAUUCGAGUUAGAAAUAAAGACCCUAUUUUGAAAGAUAAAGAAGCUAAAUUAUUUCAAUCUGAAUUGGAUUCUGAAAAUGAGGAAGAUGAUGAUAAUGAUAAUGAUGGAAAUGGAAAUAGUGGAAGUGAAGAAAAGGGAAAUAAGUUGAAAAAAGAUGGUAAAAGGAAGGAGAAAAAGAAGCCAAUGUAUUUGAAAGAUGUGGCGUCGAAGCAGUUGAUUGAGGAGGGGCCGGAGUUUGAUGAUGAUGAUGAUGAGGAAAAGGAUAAUGUGGAUAAGAAGGUGGUCAAGAGCUAUGCGGAGGAGCAAGAGGAGCUGAGGAAGGCGUUUUUGCAGGCAGUGGAGGACGCAGAGGCUGAGGAGGGGGAUGAUGGAGAAGAGUUUUUGAUUGAGAAGAGGAAAAGGGAUGGUGAAGACGAGGAGAGUGAGGAGGAUGUUGGGUUUGGAGAGAAGUUGGACGAGUAUUUUGGUGGGGAUGAGAAGUUGGACGAGGAUAUGAUGUUUUUGAAGGAUUAUUUUAGGAAUAGGAUGUGGGUUGGGAAUGGUGAUCAUAAGAAGGGGGUGGGUGAUGAGGAGGGGUUGGGUGUUUCAGAGGAUGAAGAGGAGAUUGAGAGGCAAGAGGACUAUGAGAGGGAUUAUAAUUUUAGGUUCGAGGAAAAUGCAGGGGAUAGGGUGAUGGGUCAUUCGAGAGUAGUGGAGGGGUCAGUGAGAAAAAAGACGAAUGCAAGGAAGGUGCAAAGAUUGAGGAAGGAGGAGAGGAUGGCACAGGCAGAGUUUGAGAGGAGAGAGGAGUUGAAGCACCUGAAGAAUGUCAAGAAGAAGGAGAUGAUGGAGAAGCUUAGGAAGUUAAGGGAGGCUGCUGGUAUUGGGGACGAUGGGGCUUGGUUGUUGGAUGAGGAUGACUUGGAGGAGGAAUUUAAUCCGGAUGAGUAUGAUAAAAAGAUGAAAGAAGCAUUUGAUGAUGGCUAUUAUAAAGCAGAUGAUGUUGACCCUGAGUUUGGAAGUGAUCAUGGUGAAGAUAAUAAUGAGUUUGAAAAGCCAGAUUUUGCCAAAGAAGAUGAGUUGCUUGGACUUCCCGAAGGUUGGGAUGAUAUAAGAAAUGCCUGCAAUGGCUUCUUAUCUACCAGGGAAAGAAUUUUACAGCUCAAGACAGAAAGUGGAGACAAUCAUGAGCAAAGUGAUGAAGAAGAUGUAAGGCCUGAAGAUGGAAAGCGGAAGAAAAAACGGAAGCGUCAUGCCUCUGAGGUGGAAAAGGCAUUGAGAGAUGAGUUUUUGGAGGAGUAUUAUAAGUUGGACUAUGAAGACACAAUAGGUGAUUUGAAGACUAAAUUCCAUUAUAGAGAGGUUCCUCCUAAUAGAUAUGGACUUAAUCCGGAGGAAAUUCUUAUAAUGGAUAAUAAGGAGCUGAAUCAGUACGUUCCUAUUAAGAAGCUGGCUCCAUACCGUGAAAAGGAAUGGAAGGUUCCUCGAAUUAAGGCAUAUCAGCAGAGGCAGAGGAUCAAGGAAGUUAAAGCAAAUGUAUCAACUGUACCAAAAAAUCAUAAGUUGUUGAGUGACAGUAGAAACGUAAAUUCUGCGUUGAGUUCUGCUGAGAGUGAGAAACCAUGGCCUGCAGAAUCCAAUGGUGAUACAAGCAAACUGUCACGUCGUAGUAAGAGAAGGCAUCGUCAAGCUGAACUGAAAUUGUCUCACUCAAGGCUUAUGGCAUAUGGGAAAAUCCCCUCGAAAACAAAAAGUAAAAAGAAGUCCAGCGUGCAGGAUGUAGCUUAGGCAGUUUUUAUUAAGGAGGCACUUAUUGUCUCCUAGAUGAAUUUUGCCCCAGGAUGGUAAGAAAUUGGCAACAUACGCUGAUUUUGCAGGCCUUGGAUUUGAGUUUUGGAUUGGUGUAGGCAUGGAACUGCUUCCGCCGAAACAAGGAUGUUAUGAGAAGACAGGCAGUGAGAUGUGACCCUGAGGGGAGUGAAAUGCUUGACUUCUUUUCUUCUCCUUCAUCAAUGGUCAAUCUUUUGGUUAGAAGAGCUGAAAACUGCUAAUUAAUCUUGAUCUGCGAGGCAAUCCAAUGAGCUAAUCGAUUUUAUUUUAUUUUUUAAAAAUUUAUUAGGGAGAUUGGCAGGAGUUUUGACUAGUUGUUAAUUGUAUCAUAUAUACUUUUCUCUUAUUACAUUAUCCGGUUUUGUGCUGUUUUCUACAUCGAGUCUGGUUUGCACGAUCAUAUUUUGUACUUUCAAAGACAAAAUCUUUUUAUAA